Molecule: messenger RNA, 2600 nt
Organism: Limulus polyphemus (Atlantic horseshoe crab)
Lineage: Eukaryota; Metazoa; Arthropoda; Merostomata; Xiphosura; Limulidae
Product: TNF receptor-associated factor 4-like
Exons: 7
Coding region: 615-1913 (432 amino acids)
Biological process (GO): positive regulation of JNK cascade; protein K63-linked ubiquitination; tumor necrosis factor-mediated signaling pathway
Cellular component (GO): plasma membrane signaling receptor complex
Molecular function (GO): zinc ion binding; protein binding
Source: RefSeq, a predicted model, not a curated record
UCCUAGUUUUUCAUUUAUCCCCGUUUCUAAGUUUGAAGACUGUGUUGUAAGUUUUGAUAAGAUUCUGUAGUGAAAUGUUCAAAAGCCGAGAAUUAGAUAUGCAAAAUUCGUAAUUUUUAGCAAGGAUUGAGCAACAAACUUAAUCUUUUGACAUGGUUGGCUGAUGACUGCCUUAGUGGGCCGACAUAUAACUGUUGUUUUAUGAAGAAAAAGAAAUCCUUUCUUGCUUCUCGAUGGCAUUUCUUAAUCGUCAGUAUUUUGUAAUUGGUCCUUUUCCAUAAGUUACAGAUACGCCUAGUGCAGUUUGCACAGAGAGAUCCCGUGUUAUAUUUCUAAUAAGUUUAAAGAAUCGUGUUUGUUGGUUAGAGAACUUCUGACAUCCUGAUAUGAAAUCUGAAGUUGGGUGCUUCUCUGGUAAAUGUUACAAGAUGUUAACAUGCUAAAAGGUUUUGCAGUUUUAUUCCUCCCACACUCGAGGAACAGGUGUAUUGAUGAUAUUAUUGGAUUACCUAGCGUACACAGUGAUAUCCAUUUCUAUAAACUGAAUACCUUGAAGUAAACGUAGGUUGACUUUUGACGAAAUAUCGUUGUUGUUUGUGAGUUGAACAGAAAUCAUGUGGUGUGUAGGAACGAUCAAGAAUCAAAGGGAUACCAAACUCAGCGGCGGUGUUUUUACUUGCCCAGAGGACGGUCUACCGUUGGACUACGCAAAGGUGUUUCCAGAUCCUGUUAUUGAGAGUACAGUGAUGGGUUCGGUGGUUUACUGCAUACACUGCAAGGAAGGAUGUAAAUGGACAGAUGAGUUGAGGAAGUUACAGGGUCAUUUGAACACGUGUAAAUACGACGCCAUUCCUUGCACUAACCAGUGUGCCGCCAUGAUUCCCAGGCUGCUCAUGAAAGACCACCUGUCCUACACCUGUCCGAAACGGAGAAUCAGCUGCGAGUUCUGCAACAGGGAGUUCACAGGAGAAACUUUGGAGGGCCACGUGGGCAGCUGUCAGUACGAGCCGGUGUACUGCGAAAACAAGUGUGGGUUGAAACUUCAACGUAGAUUUACCACCAACCACCGGCUGAAUGAAUGUAUGAAGAAACUCGCGGCCUGCCGAUAUUGUGAAAAGGAGUUCGUAUACGAUACGUUACAGAACCAUACAGCGAAAUGCCCUAGAUAUCCACUAUCUUGCCCCAAUCGCUGUGAACCAACCAAAGUUCCGAGAGAAGACAUGGAAGUCCAUUUGAAGGACCAUUGUCCAUCUGUAACGCUUCAUUGUGCCUUCAGAGAAAUGGGUUGUAUAUUUAAGGGUCCACGUUUCGCUCUCGAUGAACACUUGGAAGAAAGUACCAAGUUUCAUCUUAUCUUAAUGUGUAAUUUGGUUUCGAGGCAACAGCGUCAGAUUUCAACUCUUCAAAAUGCCCUUGAAAAUCUGACCCUCAACACUUCCGGAGUGUUGAUCUGGAAGAUAACAGAUUAUGGCCAGAAUAUGGCUGAAGCUAAGUCAAAAAAAGAUCACGAACUGUGCAGUGCUCCAUUUUACACCAGCCAACACGGCUAUAAACUGAUGGCAACUAUUUUCCUGAAUGGCAAUGGAGCUGGUGAAGAUAGCCACUUGUCUGUGUACAUCAGGAUUGUACCAGGAGAAUACGAUUCUCUUCUUUCCUGGCCUUUUUCUCACACCGUUUCCUUUACCCUCUUCGACCAGGCUUCGUCUUCAGAAAAUGCUUGCAAUAUUGUUGAAAGCUUUGUGCCAGAUCCAUCAUGGAAGAACUUCCAGCGGCCCAGCAAAGAACCAGACAGUUUAGGGUUUGGUUUCCCGAGAUUUGUGUCGCAUGAAAUUGUAAAGAAACACAAUUAUGUAAAAGAUGACACGAUCUUCAUCAAGGUGAAAGUUGACUCAAAUAAAACCAUAGCAGUUUGAAUGAAUUAAUUAAUUAAUUUGUGAUGCCAACGGCCAAUUCAAGUCGCCAUUUUGAAAGUGAAUAAAAAAAAACUCAAAUUAUCCAAAUAUCCAUUUAAAUAUGGUAUUGUUGUCCCGUUAAUGUGGUUUUAAAACUUUGUUGUAAACUACUUUACACGGUAUUUUGUAUUUAGCUAUUUUAUAAAAUUAAUUUCUUUCUGUGUUUAACGUAUUUCGUUGCACAGUUAUCAAUCGUCAGUUGAUCAAAGAAGUGAUAAAUACAGGUUGAUUCGAUAGUGAUGUAUUGUUGUGUGAGAAUCGUUACUCCUUUAUAUACGUUAUUGUUAAGUAUGCUUCUUUUUUUUCAGUCACGUGCAACGUCUACGUGUUACUGAAUUUUUGGAACACUCAAUUAAAACUUGGCAUAGAUAGAACCUGAUGAGUUUGUUAAUGCAUAUUUGAUUGUACUAGUCAGAAAAAUAUUUCGAAAUCGGUAAAAAAAAAAGUAAGUCAUUCCGGUUUUUCAUAACAAAGUUUUAUUUGAACAGUACCACGAAAGCGUAAUAAUUAUAUACGUAUCUAUUUUACUCUAUAGACAUAACGUAAGUGUAAUUAAUAGAAUAUAUGGACGAUUUAAGCUUUUGAUUGAGGUAUAGGAGGGAAAAAAACAAAAAACACUGCGUUCGCAAGUGUUACUUAUAGCGCCGC